Messenger RNA from Saccostrea echinata, 616 nucleotides. RefSeq names its product helofensin-1-like. NCBI's taxonomy places the organism in Eukaryota, Metazoa, Mollusca, Bivalvia, Ostreida, Ostreidae. The record is from RefSeq and is a predicted model, not a curated record. The transcript has 5 exons. The coding region runs from base 40 to 537 and encodes 165 amino acids.
GAUUUGUUGAUCUAGCUCAUUUAGGAAUACUGAGAAGAGAUGUCCAGUCUUUUCAUCCUGGGUGCAACGCUUCUACUUGUUUGUACAGUCCCUGCCUCUGCUUCUGAUAAUUGCACUCCACAAAAUGGGGAAUGUGUCUCUAAAGACAGUGGGUGUGAUUUUCCCAAGCAACCAGUGAAACACCUCUGCCCCGACGACAAGAUAUGUUGCUUGAAAGAUGAAGAUAUCGGUUGUACAAAGCAAGGGGGCAUCUGCCAGGAGAUUACUGAGAAAUGCGGUCGUUCCUACGUCAGGUUUCUUUGUGGUGGUGGCAAUAAUAGACGAUGUUGUUUACCAAAUGCUGCUGCACCUUGUACAGCAAAAGGUGGGAAAUGCCUGUCACAGUGGGAUAAAUGUUAUGGAAAGAAAGUAUACGGAUUGUGUGGAGAUAAGAGCAGAAAAUGUUGCAUACCUCGUAAAUGUAAGCAUAAGGGCUCUAGAUGUGGUAGCGACACAUGUUGCAAAAUACCCGGCUUUUAUUAUUUGCCACACUGGUGAAUUAUGAUGCUUCGUCUGAACAGAGAAUAAAAAAUAAAAUACACAAAUACACAGAUAUAUGUGACUAUGAAUUACUGAU